Molecule: messenger RNA, 1059 nt
Organism: Gloeophyllum trabeum ATCC 11539
Lineage: Eukaryota; Fungi; Basidiomycota; Agaricomycetes; Gloeophyllales; Gloeophyllaceae
Exons: 14
Coding region: 1-1059 (352 amino acids)
Source: RefSeq, a predicted model, not a curated record
AUGUCGCUCUCGUCGCUUGCUGAUGCGUUCGCCCCGUUCAUUAGGGAGAUCCAGUCGACCCGGUACGCGGAACUCGCGUCAAGCACUAUCGUAAUCUAUGACCAUUUGAUCACAUUGGACCAGGAGAUAGACCUAAUAUGGAAGGCUUCAUGGACACCCGGAAAAGUAUUGUUCUUAACGAACCGUUAUUACGUUCUUGCAAGUGUAAUAUUCAACAACUACGUUCUUUUCACCACACAUCUCUCCGACUCGGAUUUCUCGUUCAAUCGUUCUCACAUGCAUUCGCUGUCUCUGCACGGAAAUAGCUGCGUUAAAUGGUUUCGAUGGCAAGGGACGACGGGCUUGCUGGUGUCCAUGAUCGCCGAAAUCAUCCUCCAACUGCGAUUAUACGCGCUGUACCACCUCAACCGACGCGUGCUCGUGCUCAUGUGCGGGGCGUUCCUGGUCUCAGCGGGCACAGCGGCCGUGAUCAUGGGCACGGUGCUCGCGCGUAUAUCAGCGCACUCGGGCCUGAUUCCGGGCCUGCCGUUCUGCAUCCCGGUGAACGUGCCCUCGUGGUUCUACACGUUCUGGAUCCCGACGCUCGGCUUCGAGAGCCUGCUCUGCGCGCUCGCGUUGUUCCGCGCGUUCAAGGACUUUCGCAGCCGCACGAGCCUCUUCCAGAGCGGGCGGCACAUCGUGAAGAUAUUGAUCCGGGACUCGGUGAUUUAUUACCUCAUUAUGUUCGCGACGUACUUUACCAACCUCGUCAUAUUCCUCACUGGCAACGUCGGCGUGCUCGAGUCCGGGAUCGGGUUUGCGGUGACGAUGUCGUGCGUGAUGGGCAGCCGGCUGUGCCUGAACAUCCGCGACGUGCACCACGAGCUGGAGGUGUCGACCGCGUCGCAGCAGCAGCAGCAGCAGCAGCAGCACCUCACGCAGCCGUCGUUCGUGUCCGGCGGGCGGAGUGCGUACGGGACGGCGAGCCGCGGGACGAAUAUCGUGGUUUCGAGCACGUACGCGCUGACGGAGUUUGAGCUCGUGGAGCUGCGCAAUUUGCGGGCGCAGGGGAAGGUGUAG